CCCGUGCCUCCUAGUCGAAUCGUGGAAGCUCCAACACCUACGUGCUUUAGCUCAGCUUUCCCAGUCCUGUCCAACGCGCCUUCCUUCCCAAGACCGAACCUGGUUAUCAGCUACAAACCUUCCUACAAGCAUUUCCCGCCCGCCGCGCGCAUCCCACGAUACUCACACAAGAACACACACAUAGGGACGACAGCCAUAAUGUCGACAAUUACAACCACGGCCCUGCAAUCGGGCCACGCGCCCAUCAUCCCCCUCUCCUUCAACUCAAACCAACCAGACACGAUCCGCCUCUACCCGCUCUCCAACUAUACCUUCGGCGUCAAGGAGACCCAGCCCGAGGAGGACCCCUCCGUCAUCGCCCGCCUCAAGCGCCUCGAGGAGCACUACACCCAGCACGGCAUGCGCCGCACCUGCGAGGGCAUCCUCGUCUGCCACGAGCACAACCACCCGCACAUCCUCAUGCUGCAAAUCGCAAACGCCUUCUUCAAGCUCCCCGGAGACUACCUCCGCCCCGAGGACGACGAGGUUGAAGGGUUCAAGGCCCGCCUCGAUGAGCGCCUCGCCCCCGUCGGCCGCAUCGGCGAGGGCGAGGAGCCCGCUGACUGGCAGGUUGGCGACUGCCUGGCCCAGUGGUGGCGGCCCAACUUUGAGACCUUCAUGUACCCCUUUGUUCCGGCGCAUGUGACUCGGCCAAAGGAAUGCAAGAAGCUUUACUUUAUCCAGUUGCCCAAGAGCAAGGUGCUUAGCGUCCCCAAGAACAUGAAACUCCUCGCAGUCCCCCUCUUCGAGCUCUACGACAACACGGCGAGAUACGGCCCCCAGCUCUCGGCGAUCCCCCACCUCCUCAGCAGAUACAACUUUGAGUUCGUCGAUGAGAACGGCAACAUCGUCGCUGCUACGCCCGGCGCGAGUGCACCGGAAGGAUACGUUCCGAGAACAAAGGUGUUGGCGAGCGGCGACGACACGGACAUGCAGGAGGCCAAGGGAGACGAAGAAGAGAACGGCGAGCAGCAGCAGCAGCAGCAGUAA
Colletotrichum paranaense is the source of this 1029-nucleotide messenger RNA. RefSeq names its product cleavage and polyadenylation specificity factor subunit 5. The annotation marks the transcript as partial. Lineage: Eukaryota; Fungi; Ascomycota; Sordariomycetes; Glomerellales; Glomerellaceae. The transcript is spliced from 2 exons. Gene Ontology annotation, molecular function: mRNA 3'-UTR AU-rich region binding. The record is from RefSeq and is a predicted model, not a curated record. Gene Ontology annotation, cellular component: mRNA cleavage factor complex.